UGAGGGCGAUGAGGAUGGGCCCGCGCAGCGGCGGCCGCCCGCGGUAGGGGGGGCAGCGGCAGCAGCAGCGCCCCCGCCGGCCCUGAGCCGCCCCGUGCGCGGGCGGCAGCGAGGGGGCAGCGCGGGGCCGCCGGGGGGCGGCCGCUGAGCGGCGUGGCGCCGGGGGGCGGGCGGGGCCGCAGCGCCGAGCGGCGGCGGCACACGCAGCCGCCCGCGGAGUGAGGGAGGCAGCGACCGAGCGGGCGGACGGCGGCCGCGGGAGAUGUGCCCGGAGGAGGACGGCGGCUGCGGCGGCGGCGGCGGCGGCAGCGUAGCCGGCACCGGCGGCCCCGAGGCGGCGGCUGCGGUGGCGCUGGACGAGCUCCGCUCCUGGUGGGAAGUCCCGGCCAUCGCGCACUUUUGCUCGCUGUUCCGCACCGCCUUCCGCUUGCCCGACUUCGAGAUCGAGGAACUGGAAGCUGCUCUUCACGGGGAUGAUGUGGAGUUUAUCAGCGACCUGAUCGCUUGCCUUCUUCAAGGUUGCUAUCAGCGCAGAGACAUCACAUCCCAGACGUUUCACAGCUACCUGGAGGACAUCAUCAACUACCGCUGGGAGCUGGAGGAAGGGAAACCCAACCCCCUGCGGGAGUGCACCUUCCAGGAGCUGCCCCUGCGCACGCGCGUGGAGAUCCUGCACCGCCUCUGUGAUUACCGCCUCGAUGCUGACGAUGUCUUCGACCUCCUCAAGGGCUUGGACGCCGACAGCCUCCGCGUGGAGCCGCUGGGCGAGGACAGCAGCGGCGCCCUGUACUGGUACUUCUACGGCACGCGGAUGUACAAGGAGGAGCCGGUGCAGGGCAAACCCAACGGAGAGCUGGCUCCAGACAGGGGAUGUGGGGGGCAGACGAACACCCCAAACGUUCCUGGGAAAACAGGCAAGAGACGAGGGCGACCUCCAAAGCGGAAAAAACUACUGGAGGAAAAUUUGCUGAGGGAGAAGGCAGAAGAAAACUUGCUUAUCCACGAGACUCAGAUAAGAAAUGGGUCCCAAGGGCCUGGCCGUGGGACAUGGUGGUUGCUGUGCCAGACGGAAGAGGAGUGGAGGCAGGUCACAGAGAGCUUCAGAGAGAGGACUUCCCUUAGAGAGAGGCAGCUCUACAAACUCUUGAGUGAAGACUUCCUGCCGGAGAUCUGCAACAUGAUUGCACAGAAGGAGAAGCGUCUGCAGCGGACAGAGUUUUCUCCCAGGUGGAUGUCUGACCAUCAGCCCAUCAAACCAAUCAAGCAGGAGGUAAACCCAAAUGUGCUGAGCUCAAUGGAGAAGCAGAGGCGCAGAGAGGAAGAGGAGGAGCGCCAGAUCCUUAUAGCAGUGCAGAAGAGGGAGCAGGAGCAGCUGCUGAAGGAGGAGAGGAAGAGGGAGAUGGAGGAGAAGGUCAAAGCAGUGGAAGAACGGGCCAGGAGGAGGAAACUUCGUGAAGAGCGGGCCUGGCUGCUGGCACAGGGGAAGGAGCUUCCCCCUGAGCUUUCCCACUUGGAUCCCAGUUCCCCUGCCAGGGAAGAGCGAAGGACCAAGGAUAUCUUUGAACUGGACGAUGAGUUCACAGCCAUGUACAAAGUUCUAGAUGUGGUGAAGGCUCACAAGGACUCUUGGCCCUUCUUGGAGCCCGUUGAUGAAUCGUACGCUCCCAACUACUACCAGAUCAUUAAGGCCCCCAUGGAUAUCUCUAGCAUGGAGAAGAAGUUGAAUGGAGGUCAGUACUGCACCAAGGAUGAGUUUGUGGGUGAUAUGAAGACCAUGUUCAGGAACUGUCUUAAGUACAACGGUGAAGGCAGUGAAUAUACAAAGAUGGCUUACAACUUGGAGAGGUGUUUCCACCGAGCAAUGAUGAAGCACUUCCCUGGGGAAGAUGGAGACACUGAUGAGGAGUUUUGGAUCAGAGAGGACGGGAGACGAGAGAAGAGGAGCCGGCGGACCGGCCGCUCCGGCACAGGCAGCGUCUGGACUCGAUCACGAGACCCAGACGGGCCUGGCAAGAGACAGCAACGCCUGGAAAAUGGAGGAAAACCUCCACCAUAUCGAGCUACUUCCAGGGCUCCUGCUUCUUCCUCCUCUUCCUCUUCCUCCUCCUUCUCCUCGUCCUCUGUAGAUGACCCAAGUGGCAACCCAGCGCAGACGGCUCGAGAAGGGGGCCCGUCCAACGGGCGAGGCUUCCCCCGCUCCCUGCAGUACGGCGGCAUGCCCAGCCCUGUGCCACAUCCUGGACAGAUGAGACCAGCGGUGCCAGGAACGUUUGGCCCUUUGCGUGGAUCCGACCCCACCAAACUGUACGGCUCUCCGCGCGUGCCUGAGCCCCAUCCCGGAGACCCGGUCCAGCAGCACCAGCACUUUGCCAUGCAGCCGGCCGUGGGACUGAGCGAGCACCGCGGGCACCGGCUGGGCACUCCGGAGAAGCAGGCGUGCGCGGCGCCGGCACACGUGGCAGGGCUGGGCCCCCGGCUGGGCUCCCUGCAGCUGGGGCGCGUGGGCGGCCCCCCGCCCGACGCCAUCUACCCCCCGGCCCAGUUCCAGCAGGGCUUCCUCCCGCCACGGCACAACGGGCCCCCGGUGAAGCCGCCGGAGGGCUCGGAGGUCCCCCCGGGACACAUGUACCGGCCCUACAAGUACCUGAACCGCGCACAUCCGGCCCUGUGGAACGGCAGCCACGGCCCCGCCGGCCAGGCUGCCAUGGGGCCGGAGGAGAAGGCGCCCAUGGGGCCGGGGCCCUCGCUGCAGCCCCGUGUCCUGGGCCAUAUGAUGGACCCCCGGGCCAUGAGGCCGCCGCUGCCUCCCAGCCAGUGGAGCGAGCAGUCGAAUUUCCUACCUCACGGGGUGCCUCCCUCAGGGUACAUCCGGCCGCCCGGGAAAGCCGCCGGGCAGAGGAUGCCGCAGCCGCCGGCCGCUCUGUUUGGGGGACCGCCUCAGGUUCAAAGAGGGUGCCAGGGCGGGGACUCCAUGCUGGACAGCCCGGAGAUGAUCGCCAUGCAGCAGCUGUCCUCCCGCGUGUGCCCGCCGGGUGUGCCUUACCACCCUCGCCAGCCGCCCCCGCCGCACCUCCCCGGGCCCUUUCCCCAGCUGGCUCACGCAGCCUCCGCCGGCGGCCAGCCCCCAAAACCCCUCCUGGGAAACGGGAGCUCCCAGGAUCCAACCGGCCAGACCAUGGACAUGGACAGCAACCAAGUGGACACACCGGCGGGCAUGGACGAGAAGGCUCAGUGCAUCAGCAUUCCCGACGGGGCCUACGCCAAACUCCUACCUCAUCCCAAGCCCCCGCUGCCCAUGGAGUGCACGAGGCGCACCUUGCCCCCGGAUGGGGAGGAGGACGGCCCCGCUGUGAAGGGCGACCUGAAGGGAGGGCAGCCCAAGGGAGCAGCGUGGUCGGCAGAGAGCGGCUACACCGGCGAGCCGGGCUGCGUGAGGGACCUGGUGCCCGCCUCCGAAAGAGGGGCUCCCCUGCCUCAGAACGGGGCGGUGGGCGAGGGGCCGGCAGCCGGCCCCGAGGGGAAGGGGCUGGCUGCCAACCUGCUGGAGAAGCCCCUCUGCGGUGGGGGAAAGGCUCUGCCCGAAGCGGCCGUGCCUUGCAUGGGGCAGGGCACCGGCCUCCCUGGCGUGGACGCCACCUCCAUGGGGGCCACCCCCAACCAGUUUCAUCCUCUCUACAUGUCCGGGCUGGAAUACCCGAAUUCGGCCGGGCGGUACCACAUCAACCCGGGCCUGCAGGGCUUCGGCCCCGUGAUGGGGGGGAAGCCCCCUCCUCCUGCCUCCCAUCCCCAGCAUUUCCCCCCGCGGGGUUUCCAGCCGAGCAGCGCCCACCCCGGCGUGUUCCCGCGCUAUCGGCCGCCCCAGGGCAUGCCGUACCCUUACCAGCCGCAGCCCCAAGCCUCCUACCACCACUACCAGCGACCGCCCUACUACGGCUGCCCGCAGGGCUACUCGGACUGGCAGAGACCUCUCCACCCCCAGGCCAGCCCCAGCGGGCACCACCCGCCCCUGGCCAGGCCCCCUUUCCCAGAGCGGGGCUCCGCCGGCCUGCAGGGCUGCGAGGCGCUGAGCGCCGCCCUGGCCUCUCCCAACCGCAUGGACCUAGCAAGUGCCAAAGAGGUUUCUCCAAGCGACGGGCAGGAGCUGGGGCCUGAAGAUGAGAAGUCCGAGGAGUCCCAGGAAAGACCGGAGAGUCCCAAAGAGUUCCUUGAUUUGGACAACCACAACGCGGCCACUAAGAGGCAGAGCUCGGUGGCAGCGGGGGAGUUCCUCUAUGGAGCUCCCCCGCCACACCUGGGUGCGGGGAUGGGAUUCGGCCCCUCGGCUUUCCCUCCCCACGGGGUGAUGCUACAGACUGGCUCUCCUUACGGAUCCCGGCAUCCUGCCAGCCACUUCCAGCCCAGGACGUACGGAUCGCCCAUGAAUGCUCACCUGUCUCAUCAUCCAGCCUCCAGCCAGGCCAACGGCCUCUCUCAGGAGGGCCCCCUGUACCGCUGCCGAGAGGAGAACGUGGGUCACUUUCAGGCCUUGCUGAUGGAGCAGAGAGGCAGUGGAGGUGGCAUGGGGGGGCCACCCCAGGACUUGUAUAGACCCUCGGGAAUGCAAAUGCAUCAGGCUCAAGUUCCUUUCCCGAAGAUGCCUACAGCAACCAUGUCCCGGGAAGAUCUGACAUCACAAAAACCAUCAGCGUUGCCUCUGGAUCAAAGCUAGUCCAAGAAAGGACUGACUUCACGAAGAGGAAAGCCACACAUGAUUUGGACAAGAGAGAGGAGGGGCAGGCCUUGCUCCCACCCUCCCCUCGCCCAAGCAGCAGGGAGCUUCCUGGGGCUGUGGAACACGGCGCCGUGCCGGAUUUUGUGUCGGAAACCCGCAGCGGUGCUGGGCCCCUGCCAGCCGAGCAGCUGGCUCGCCAUUGCAGGGCACCCCAAACUCCAGUGGCUUUCCGUGACCAGAGACUGCGUCUCAUUCAGGGUUUGAGGGAUUUUUCGGGUGGGGAGGGCGGGGGUGGGGCUGGAAACUUUCAUGGACUGCUAAACUCAGGUAUAUUUUUCAGGGUGGAAGAGGACGAUGAUGGAAUUUUACUUGUAGUAUUAACGUGUGUGUGUUUUGGAGCUGGAUCCAGUUUACAGAAUUUAACCUGUUGCCUUUCUAAAUAAAUUUUUGUUGUUGGUGAAUGUAUUGUACAUAAUGGGGGAGGGGGUGGGCCCAGCUUGUAGUGGGCUUAGCACUGGAGGAAUUGUAAACUGUUUACAAUCAUAUCACACUGAAAUCUUUCAGGAUAGGGUGAAGGUUUGGGGGAACUGGGGAGAGGUGAGGAAAUGUGUGAUGGAUGACUUGCUGUCCUCCUUCCUGUCCUCUACAACCAAGACACGACCCCAUAGCUGGUUGACUUAAUAGCGGGAAUUGCUCAGGAGCAUAACACAUCCUCCUCUUUCUCUUGCCUUCUUCCUCCUUCCCCUCUCACCCCGACCUCCACCCCUCUGGAUCCAGGGCCUGAGUGCACUUCCAGCUCCUGUCAUCAUGGGGGAACAAGGAAACCAGGACCAGGAAUUGAAACCAGGGCAGGACACCCAUGGCAUUGUCCCUUCUGCUAGUAUAGUACCCUUCUCCCUGCCUUUCUGAUAGAAGAAAUGUGUGCUCUAGAAAACAGAAAAUGGCAUAAGCAGUCGUCUUAAAACUGACUUUGGUGAAAGCAGUGCAGCUGUAGGUGGAGCAGCACCUAUCUAGUAGAAGAAAUUUUGUGCAAAUCUUUACUGCCCUGCUGCCCAAGAAGAGGAGCCAAGUCCCCACCUCUUUCUCUGACCCUGGGCUAUAUUCACUUCUCAGCAGCAGUGAAGCAGAAAGUGCCAGAGGCUUCCUGAGCACUCUUGCUGAGGAGGAAGAGCAGGAGGCUGCCUUGGGGGAAUGGUAGGAUUACUGCAGUGUGAGCCAUUUGUUGGAUUUGGCAUUUGCAAGUCACAGGUGAAUUGGAAAGUACUCAAGCACUCAUUCAGAGUUAGAUGAGGGACAAGAGGGCUGCAUGCUCGAGUUGAGUUGGUUUAACUUUCUAAAGCAGCAGGUCCUACAGGGCCAGUGGCAGUAUUGCACUGGGAAAAUCCCUGUUGUGCCAGUGCUUGGACAGCCACUGCUGUUCAAGCGAGUUCCAUAGGAAUUUCAGCUGCAUUUAUUCCCAUCUUAAAGCUAACAAGCAGUUGAUUGUUCUUGAGGAAGCUGGAGCUAAACAGGGGAGUUGUUAAGUUAUGAGACUGGGCAGCCAGAGCUGCUGGGAGCGUAGCUCUUGAGAGCAGGCUGCACUGGGAGAGGACAGGGGUUAAAAAGAGGAUUUUGGACAGAGUAUGGCAGCAGGAGAAGGACAAAGCAGCAUGCCCUUUAGUUUGUGCUGCCAGCUACAGGAGGGAUAUUGUCUUCAGUUUCUGGAGAAUUUUUCUGUCUGCUUUCUUGUCUUGGAUGGUGGCAUCACCCAUAUCUUUAGCUGGAUUGCACCAGGCUGCAUGACUGUACUGCCUUUGUCCUGCUGUGUGGAUGUACCACAAGCUGGCAGAGCUGCUCAAGUAAAUGGGAGGUAACAUUUGACUGAGCCAUUGCUCCUUCUGUCCUAAGCUUUUGGAAGAGCAAAAAGCUUUUUGGUGUAGUUUUUAUUUUUUCAUUUGUAUUCAUCUGUCAGGGAGCAAUUGUGACUGGUGGAUUGAUGUAGACUGGAAUGAGCCUGAAGGUUGACCUUUGUCUGAGAAAUGGGUAACUGCUUUCCCCAGCUAAGAAUAUUAUGUCUCUUCCAAAUUUGUCCCAGAUCUGGCUCAUCAGCUGGCAGUGGUUUUCAGAGGUGCCCCAGCUGCUCCAAAAGGCAGGCUUAGAUCCUUCACUGAACAGAGACACAGGAGCAGUAGUAGAUAUAAAUGAAAAAUUGUGCAAGUAUAACUCCUCUUUAAGACAACAAACCUAGGACAAACACAGCUUGACCUUGUAAAGCAGUCUUUAGUUCACUGUAGAUAUAAAAGUAAUCAGAAAUAACAGAUCUAAAAACAGAGGAACUGGAAAAUAUAACUUGUAGCAAAGCACUGAAAACUCUGGAAAUGUGAAUAUAGAUUCUUCAUAGAAGCCCUGUCAUACUUCAGCCUGUCUUCUGUAUCACAGACAGCUGAAUAUUUGAAGUGCCUUUCAUUCAGCCCAUUGUGAACAUUGUGGAACAGGAGGUUUUUAGAAGCUAUAAAAACUCUCCAAGCAAGCUGAAGCACACUUCAGCUGGAACUGGCACUGAAAACACUGUUCUAAUGGUCAUGGCUUCUGGAUGAGUACCAAGCCUCAGUCAAAACAGGAGACAACUAAGGAGGGCAAGAAUUGCUUGUGGUCUGCCUGGAGAGGGUAGUGGAGUGUUAGACAGUGAUAGAUACCUUCAACUGGCAUAAGGCAAGUCUGGGAGAAGGGUUUGACUUGCAGGUGGCAGACAAAACCAAGUAGUGAAGCUGACUCCUCCUGGGAGGGUUUCUAGGUAAAUGUCUUUUGAUGUAGUCAGUAAUUUUUAUUAAAGUGGCUAACAAGCUGCUGUUGUGAGGACAGAUGGUUUCUGUUAGAAAAGUACUCAUAAAGAAUACAGGGAACCAUGGCUGGGCUUUCCUGAGGAGAGGACAUGCUGAGGUGGAGUUUUAGAUCAGAGUUUUCAGACUUUCAAAUGCUUUGUUCAUAAGUGAGGCUUGGGGGUUUUUCUUUCCCUCUUACAAAUAUCUAGGGAUCCCCUCAAAAUCAGAGCUUAAUCUCAUUAGGUACAACCUGAGCAAAUCACUGAACACUGAGUCCCCUCGAGGGCACAGCCCUGGGAGAGGAUUGCUGGGCUUGGAAUGCAAAUGUAAGGAGGAGCAGAUAAUGUGAAUUUUAUGAUUUCCAAACCCUGCUGCUUUGUAGAUAUUGUUGAAGAGAGGUUUGAGGGAUUUAGAAGAGUAGCACCUGAGCUCUUUAUGUACAGAGUGGUGUUCUGUGCCAUGGGUUGGAUUGCAGUGCAGGGCAAGUGUAGCUGCAUUUUAAAAUAAUGUGGUUUUUGAGUGCCAUACUUUGUGCCACUCUAUAAAAUUUUUAACACAAUUCAGAGCAACUCUGGUGCAUCCCCCAGUGUUGCUGUAGUACAAUAUAUUACCAGGUGGUCCUUUUUCAGAAAGCAUCCUGAACUAGUGGCUUUGCAAAAUUUCCUGUAGCUAUUACUUUUCCCAUCUGGAGGAUGUGUUUUGCUAUAAUUAUGGAUUUCAUGUUGAAUGAGAUUAUACAGUACAUAGAACAAUUAUGAAGUUGACAGUGCUCAAGCAUGACAAAAAUUUCCAAUAUUCUCAGAAGAGCUUUGUAUGCUACUCUACCUUUUUAGCCUCUUGCUCUCCCCACCACUUCCUCGUUCCUAAGUGGUGUGUGGUGUUCCCAGGCUCCCAGGAUGUCAAGUUUGGCCUUUGCAAAGGCCAUUGUAUAAAAUCCCCCUGAGAUUCUGAAUCUUUGGGCAUCUUAGGUGAUACAGGCCCUGGCAAUUCAACUGGAAAGGGCAGUCCCUGAGGCUUCACUGGGACUCUUAGGUGUGUUUAGAGGAAAUUUGCAGACUAUAAAUUCCAUGGUGUGACCCACCAAACCACUUGUAGCAAUCCAAGGCACCAGCCUGCAAUGAGGAGGACAAAAGAGGAAAGUAAAUUUGAAGUUUCAAUGCCCAACUGGUUGGAUUUGUGACUUUGAAGUAGAUGGAGACACUUUUCUUGGAAGCUUCUGAUUUUUUCUUGUCUGCCAAAUGCCUUUCCCAUGCAGACUUUCCGAAGCAAAUCGCCUGUGUAUAUUUUUGUAAGUGUGGUUUCUCAGGGUCUUGGAGAGCUAUCAGCUUCAUGAUGGCUUAUCUGAAAGCAAGUCACAGAGGCUGUCUUUCAUUCUGCUGACUGAGGCAGCUCCCCUGCAGGUUCUCACCCCAACGCUUCUCCAUUUAAAAUGAAAGUAUAAUUAGAAAACAACCUUUCUUUAUUUUCUCCACUGAUCCCUGUCAGGCUUUUGUUCAUCUCUCUGUUCAGCCAGGGUGGUUUCUUUGUUCUUGAUGGCUUCGUUCUGCUUUCCUUUUCUGAAAAGACUGUGUUGUUGUAUGCUCUGUGGAAUUUCAGAGAAGGUGCUGAAAUGAGUGACAGGGAGGUGUCAUCCCAAAGGGUGGUUUGGAGACCAACAGUGGAAUCUGUGAUGGUGUAAUUGGUCUUGGUUCCCCUUGCUGCAGAGCAGCUGUGCAACUGGGUCUGCACUUAAUCAGAGCAACCCCUUGAAGGGUUUUUCCUGUGGUGCAUCCGUGGAGGAAUGGAGGUGUUUGCUCUUGCAUGAUUCCUGUUUUGCUUUAAGGCAGGUGCUGGUGGUUGUGUGAGUGCCAGGUCCUUCCUGCAAGGCUGGCAUUGAGCAGGCUGUGCAAGGAGGGCUGCAGCUGCAGCCCCUGGGAGCUUGAAGAGUUUGUUGUAAAGAAGAGAGCAUCUCAAAGGUUGCCCUUGCAGCCUCUCCCCUUCUGUAGCUGUCUAACAAAGCUGGGGGUGAGCACUCCAAAGGAGAACUCUUUUUAACCAGCACAUAAUGAACUGCGUGUUCUGGUUUCCACUCUGCCCACCUCCCACUCUGCAAAAGAGCUGGGAGGGACCCAUUUCCAGCUGUGUCCCAACAGGGAGACAGCCAGGCAAGGCACAGUCCACCCUUAGGCAGGGAAAUUCAGGACAGGUUCUAAUGGAUUUGAAACUAGGUAGUAACUUCCAAGUGUACCUUUGAAGCGAGCUGUGUUGUGCUCUUCCCUUUUUGGUCACUGUCUCACCUUGGCUCACAUGCAGGAUUUGAGAGACCAUGGAGCAUUUUGUAGAUCUAACACUGCUGGUCUUGCAUUGGCUGAGGGCUUUUUUUCCUUCAUCUGCAGCCAUGGCCUAGAUUUCUUUUGGCAAAGGUCUUCCUCUUUUUGAAAAGUGGAUAUCAAAGUGAACAGUGCAUCCAGGAGAGAGCAAGAGCUACGUCCACCAGGGAAAGCGGGGACAAAGGAUGAAUUAGGACUGAGGCUUAAUUGGGAUUUUCACCAACUCCAGCAAGUCCCUCUGUCCUUUGCCCCUUUUAUUUGGAAACACUUGGCUCCCUUAGCAGAAGGGCAGUAAGUGGAAUAUCUUCUGACUAAAAGCAGAACUGACUCUGUGUGAGCACAAUUCCCUUGCUGUGAGCAAAGUUAGAGCAGAGAGCCAUUGGGGACUCCUUUGGGCAUCAAGAGAGUCAGGGCCCCCGACACCUGGUGCACUCAAGCACUGGAGCACGGCAGGGGAGCAAUCUCCCUUUCUGAGGCAGCUACAGGAGCUCAGGCCUCAACUCUCAGUCUGGAAAGUCCUCUGAUCCCCUUUUGUAUCACAUGCCAGCAGCUUUCCAGUCUCUUUCCCUCUGCUGGCUGCGCUGCAGUCGUGGCUGUCAAGUGCAGAGAUGAAAUCUCACUGCCCACACGAGCACAAGGGCAGAGGCUUGGCCUGGCCAGCUGCCUCCUCUGCACACACAUAGACAGCAGCUGGGGAGGGCACAUUUACUCUCCUCACGAAAUUGGGGUGUCCUCAGUGGCUCACAAGGCUUCUCUUGUGUGCCCCUGGGGUUUGCCAGCCGGGCACAGCGGUGUCUGUCCAUCUGCCAGUACAAGGAUUUGCUCCUGGUCCCAGUGCAGGGCUCUCACAAGUGAUCCUGGCACACCUACCUCCAGGAGGGUUUAGGUUAAAAAUGCCUGUGCAUAUAAUGUGUACAACUGUGAAAACUCUCGUCUCUCCUCCUUGCUGGAUCAAUGAACGCUGCUGCCCGAUCUUUUUCUGAGCAAUAAUAACGUGCAGCAGUGCAACUUUGACCUUCCUGUACUGUUUUAGGGCUAAGAUGACAGUGGAACACACUGGGGGGUUCUUCACAGUCUCAGUGGGAAGCUAGGUGCUCUCUGUGGCCCUACAUUUUAUCAUGCUUGCUUUCCCAGAGACUGGAGGGUGGAUUUAGGUAGCCAUGAGAGAGCUGGGUUGCUGCUUCUGUGUUUGAGGAGGCAGAGAGGGAAGGGUAAAGUUGAGCCUCAUCCAUCCAUCCAUCCAUCCAUCCAUCCAUCCAUCCAUCCAUCCAUCCAUGCACAGAGCAGAGCACAUGGAAGAGGAGUGGGUGAAUGACUGAUUUAAUGCCUCUGGGGAAAGAGAGUGACCCACUGCUGCUUCACUGGGCAUUGCUGGGGAGGACUGGGGGAGCCUAUGCCACUACAUCCAUUCAUUUUUCUGAAGUUGGGUAACAUUGGGGUUGUUUUUGUAUUAUUGUAAGUUUGUAAAGAAUGUAAUCUGUCUGUCGGGGGCACAAGGAGAAAACGGGGGCCUUGCUCUUUUUGGGUGAGGCUGUUCUUAUGUUGCUGUGCUUUUUUUGUUGUUGGGCAGGGAGGGCUCUGGUGGCUGUGGGGGCAAAAGCCUGGCCUUUGUCGAUGGCUUGCAGCUGUCCCAGGGUGACAGGAGGGUGAACUGAGGCUGCAGCAGAGACCUCCCACACCAAGCUGUGAAAAUGCCUCUGCCAGUGGGGGAAAUCUGACCUCUGCAGUGGGGCUUUGCACUGGCAUGUUUUUCUGGGUGCUGGGAUGUACCCCUCGAGGACUGGGCUUGCUUGUCCUCAGCUCAGUUGGAAACUGGGCUGAACAGCUGCCCAUGCUCUUUAGGAAAGGUUGGACUGGUUGGGCUCAGUUUAUCAGCUCAAGAAGGAGUUCAUGCUGGAGCUGCUUGUCCCAGCACUUCUGUCCCCAGCCUCAGGGGCUGCACCUCUCCAUCACCUGCUGCCCCCGCCUCCCUCCCCAUCCUGUAGAGCACAGUGUCAGGGAUCCUCUUCUCUCUCCUGCUGCUGCAAAGUUGUGUGAACUUUCCUGGUCAAUACUGGAAAGGGGAAUGCUAUUUAUUUUUAUAUUGUGUAUAUUUUGUCUUGGUCUGCUGAUUACCUUUGUUCCCCAAGAGCGACAGUUACCUCAAUAGUUAGUUUAAUACUGUGUGUUGGGUAAUUUUUUUAAAGAACUUUUUUAAAAUCUUGAUCCUUGGAGGUCUGUAGAUUUUAUUUCCAUAUGAAUUGGUUAUUUUGUAUAAAGUACAUUCUUAAAA
Molecule: messenger RNA, 12093 nt
Organism: Poecile atricapillus (Black-capped chickadee)
Lineage: Eukaryota; Metazoa; Chordata; Aves; Passeriformes; Paridae
Product: chromatin remodeling regulator CECR2
Exons: 19
Coding region: 263-4708 (1481 amino acids)
Biological process (GO): chromatin remodeling
Cellular component (GO): CERF complex
Molecular function (GO): protein binding
Source: RefSeq, a predicted model, not a curated record